AUGAGGCAGGUGUGCUCCUCUCUGCUGCAGGACAGAGGGAUGGUCACCCUCCGCUGGGAGAAGAAGGCCUUCUCUCAGGGGGGAGCCAAGUGGACGGUGACACAGAAGGUCUGGCAGUUUAGCACUCUGUUCUCUCCUGUGGACUCCUGGCGCUUCAGAGACGCUCCGUCCAUCUCGGAGCAUCUAAAGGUGUGUCCCUACAACGAGAAGGACAACAAGACGGAGAGGAUUCGCCUGCUGCGCGUCCGAGAAGACGUCAAGACAAACAGGAGCUGCAAAGGCCCCACACUGGUCGAUAUGUUCCAGCAGAAGAGGAGGAUCAUGAUGUAG
Molecule: messenger RNA, 330 nt
Organism: Nematolebias whitei (Rio pearlfish)
Lineage: Eukaryota; Metazoa; Chordata; Actinopteri; Cyprinodontiformes; Rivulidae
Product: F-box only protein 40-like
Exons: 2
Coding region: 1-330 (109 amino acids)
Cellular component (GO): cytoplasm
Molecular function (GO): ubiquitin protein ligase activity; protein binding
Source: RefSeq, a predicted model, not a curated record